AUGAUAAAGGAUUCUAGGGUUUGCUCUUUGAGACUUGAUCUCCAAGGAAUCCGAAACGACGAAGGUGGUGACUUGGGUUAUCCAUCUAUAAAGCAAGUAAGUGAACUUAACCAUAUCGAGGUAUGUCAAACCUUUCAAUGUGAUGGUUUAUUGUUAUGCGUCCUCGAGGACUACUCGAGGCUAUUGGUAUGGAACCCAUAUCUGGGGCAAACCAGCUGGAUCCAACCCACAGACGGGUAUGACAAGAGCCGUAACCACAAAAUCUUGAGGAUGUUUGAAUAUUAUCGAUGCGGGGAGUUUGUUGUUGGGUCCGAGAUCUAUGAGUUUAGCUCUAAGUCAUGGAGGGUUCUUGAUGUCGUCACUCCCAACGUGGAAACACGGUCUCUCCUCCGUCGAAAUGGCCAGUCUCUGAAUGGGAAUGCUUACUUUUCUGCUGAAGAGAAGGUAAUCUUGGAAGGAGGAGUAGCACAAGCAGAGGGUGAAGCCGUUUUGCUCUGUUUUGAUUUUACAUCAGAGAGAUUUGCACCACCUCUGUCUCUGCCGUUUCCAUCUUGGGAUGAAGACCCUUUGAAUAUGUCUUGUGUCAGAGACGAGCAGCUUGCUGUGUUACAUAAACCUUGGGAUAGAAUUGAGAUUUGGGUUACGAAUAAGAUUGAUCACGGUGAAGUGUCGUGGAGCAAGUUCUUGGAAGUGGACAAGACGAGUCUGUUCCCUGGCCCUCCUCCGAUAUACUCUUGUCUUCGGUCGGAGCUUUUUCAUUGA
Camelina sativa (false flax) is the source of this 762-nucleotide messenger RNA. NCBI's taxonomy places the organism in Eukaryota, Viridiplantae, Streptophyta, Magnoliopsida, Brassicales, Brassicaceae. The record is from RefSeq and is a predicted model, not a curated record.